Messenger RNA from Fusarium subglutinans, 1122 nucleotides. RefSeq lists its product as uncharacterized. The coding region runs from base 1 to 1122 and encodes 373 amino acids. Lineage: Eukaryota; Fungi; Ascomycota; Sordariomycetes; Hypocreales; Nectriaceae. The record is from RefSeq and is a predicted model, not a curated record. The transcript has a single exon.
AUGGAUCAAAAUCAAAAUGCACUCGCUCUGAGUAUCAACGACGAAACCGUAGAUAUUCAUGGCAUUGGGGUUGACGUCUGCAAGAAUAUUCCCUAUCGUCAUAUCAUCCCGGCCAAGAUACACAGGCUCCAUGAAGCUAUCACCGCCGAUAUCCUCCAUUCAGCGGGGUUUCAAAAACAUGAAGCAGAGAAAUGCUUCAAGGCCAUUCGGGAACGAAUCUCCAGUAACCAACCGCUUCGGCAUUCGACGCUUGAUCAGUUCGAAGGGAUGGGCUUUCUUCGACAGCAUUCAUCAAAAAUCCUGAGAAUACAUGCGGGUACCAAGAAGAUUGUUUGCCCACCAGCACAUGUCAUGGGCUGUGUGAUUGCAGCAGUGGCCUACCGAAAACUGCAGCCUGCUCAUGAAGGUUUCUUUCAAGAAAACAAAGACGUUGUUAAGGUGUUCGGCGAGCUCAAUGGGAUCCAGUGGUUAUCCGUUGCUAUUCAAGUGUGGGACAAAGUCAGGUCGUGUGCGUUCGUCAUUGAAUUGGACGAAAACAACGAGAACCCUGUUGCAGAAAUCCGAACGGUGAAUGGUGCGUCUCGUUGGGUUGUCACCACCAGAAUGCCCGAUAUGAACAAAUACGAGAGCGUGCUUCGCAAUGCCUUCUGUCCCGCUGUUCAACCUUCUGGCCCAACUGUUCCAAAGCUAGAGUCAGAUGACAACCUACUUCCAUCUGUUGAGCCUAACGACGCCACAAACGAGCCGAUUCCGAUGAGCGAUGACGAUGAGACAGAGGACAAUACUUUCACCUUACGCGACUUCACUCGGCAAAUGAAGACUCUGGGAAAGAGACUGGCGACUCCAGAUCGAGCCAUUGCCAGACACGCACGAAGAGAAAUCAUGAAGAAGCCGGACCAGGUCGGACAACAAGAGGUCGGCGCACUUGGCCCACCAAAGGAGUAUUUCGAUUCCUACACCCACUUCAAGGAUGUUUGGAAGACUUGUCUCCAAAACCGCGUUUCGAUCCCGAACAGUCUUCGUGUUCUUGUCGAUCAUCACUGUACUCCCAGUCAGGUGUUUCACUUGAUGGAGUUGGAGAAGGAACAUCUUGCGGAGAUGGAAAUGGAAAUUGAUGGUUGA